AUCAUGAAUUCCAUAAGUUCGUGUGUUUACUUUUUCAUAUUAUGAAUCCAUAAUAAAACUUAUGACUAUAUCAUGAAAUCUAAAUGAAGAAUCUAAACAAAAGUUACGGAUUUCAUCCGAACAUGAACUAAUUAAUAGUCUAAUACACGCACUCUCUCUGCCCCUUCGACGGCCACCACCCCACCACCCACAAAUAACCCCUACACCCCACCACCCACAAAUAUUGUUAAAGAAAAAAAAAACUGAGUUGUCUUAGUGGAAGCCUGGAAGGUCCAAAAGCUCCACUAUAAAAUAAGCACAAGAUGAAAGAGCUUUUUGUCAAAACAAAAUACACAAAGUAUUAUUGUUUCACCAAUGGCCACUCAAAGUCUUUUGCUCUUCUCUUGUUCUUUUCUUCUCAUUUUUCUUUCAUUCUCUUUUGAGAAGAGCCAUGCUUUGGAAGGAAGAAAAAACAUGGAAUCCCAUUUCCAUACUCUCCAACUUACCUCUCUUCUUCCUUCCUCUUCUUGCAACCCUACUACCAAAGGUAAAAGAGGAGGGGCAUCAAUGGAAGUUGUCAACAGUCAUGGUCCAUGUUCUAAACUCAACCAAGAGGGAGCAAAAGCCUCAAGCAUGACAGAAAUUUUGGCUCACGAUCAGGCUCGAGUGGACUCUAUCCAAGCCCGUGUCACAACCCAAAACUAUGACCUCUUUAGGAAGAAAGACAAAAUUUCAAACAAGAACAGAGCUAAGGACUCAAAAGUGAAUCUCCCGGUGCAACCUGGCAUUUCUAUUGGCACCGGAAACUACAUUGUCACCAUUGGAAUUGGCACACCAAAAAAGGACCUCUCCCUCAUUUUCGACACUGGUAGUGACCUUACAUGGACUCAGUGCCAACCUUGUGUCAAAUCUUGCUAUGCUCAACUACAACCAUUUUUUGAUCCAUCAUCAUCUUCAACAUAUUCCAACAUUUCUUGCACUUCAACGGCUUGUUCUGGUCUUAAAUCAGCCACUGGAAACAACCCAGGUUGUUCUUCCUCUAAUUGCAUUUAUGGUAUACAAUAUGGUGACUCGUCAUUCUCACUAGGAUUCUUUGCCAAGGACAAGCUAACUUUAACACCAACAGACGUGUUUGACGGAUUCAUGUUUGGUUGCGGGCAGAACAACAGAGGGUUAUUCGGAAAAACUGCAGGACUAAUCGGUUUAGCCCGUGACCCUCUCUCCAUUGUGUCCCAAACAGCUGCUAAGUUCGAAAAAUACUUUUCUUACUGCCUUCCCACUAGGAGAGGAACUAAUGGUCAUUUAACCUUCGGCAACAAAAAUGGAGCAAAAUCAACCAUCCAAUUCACACCAUUCACUCUCUCACAAGGUACAUCAUUUUACUUCGUUGAUGUAUUGGGUAUCUCCGUUGGUGGAAAGGCGUUAUCGAUAAGCCCAAUGUUGUUCAAGAAUGCCGGAACAAUCAUAGAUUCAGGUACGGUGAUUACACGGUUACCUUCAACAGCGUACAACAAUUUGCGAUCAACUUUCCAGCAAUUCAUGACUAGGUAUCCUAGGGCACCAAACCUAUCUUUGCUUGACACUUGCUACAAUUUAAGCAAUUAUACUUCCAUCAGUAUUCCAAAGAUCAGCUUCAACUUCAACGGCAAUACAAAUGUGAACUUGGAUCCAAAUGGUAUUCUUCUAACAAAUGGUGUCUCUCAAGUUUGCUUGGCUUUCGCUGGAAAUGGAGAUGACGAUAGUAUUGGAAUCUUUGGAAAUGUACAACAACAGACAUUGGAGAUUGUUUAUGAUGUUGCUGGUGAGAAAUUAGGAUUUGGUUAUGGAGGAUGUUCUUAAAGCUUUAAUGAACUUUAGUAAUUAAAUCGUAAUACCGCAGUAAAAAAAAUUGUAAUACUGCAAAAGUACUGAAAAAUGUAUACCGAUUUUUAGUUUAUGAAAAAUUAAUCUUGUCUA
Capsicum annuum is the source of this 1935-nucleotide messenger RNA. Its product is annotated as aspartyl protease family protein At5g10770. NCBI's taxonomy places the organism in Eukaryota, Viridiplantae, Streptophyta, Magnoliopsida, Solanales, Solanaceae. The transcript is spliced from 2 exons. The record is from RefSeq and is a predicted model, not a curated record. Gene Ontology annotation, biological process: proteolysis. The coding region runs from base 355 to 1818 and encodes 487 amino acids. Gene Ontology annotation, molecular function: aspartic-type endopeptidase activity.